Molecule: messenger RNA, 2860 nt
Organism: Macadamia integrifolia
Lineage: Eukaryota; Viridiplantae; Streptophyta; Magnoliopsida; Proteales; Proteaceae
Product: ribosomal RNA small subunit methyltransferase I
Exons: 10
Coding region: 1417-2589 (390 amino acids)
Molecular function (GO): methyltransferase activity
Source: RefSeq, a predicted model, not a curated record
AUGGACAGACUGGGUAUCUUCUCCUCUACCAUGAAAGGGUAGAUUUGGUUAUGGUCAAAUGCUUGGGUUAUGGGUUGGCUAAAACCAUCACUAAUCCUUGCUCUGUAUGGGACAUGUGAAUGCUUUUCAAUCGUGCAGUAGGGGGUUCCAUGGACCGAAAAUCUGCUUCUGCAUUGUGGCAUCUGAACAUGCAUGUGGAUUUGGUGCAUUAGCUGCAUAUUGCAUUCCCUACCUCCAUUAUGUCAGAAAUCGUAUUGGCAUCUAUAGAAGAAGGUGAUUGCAGGAACCAGGGUGAUCAGGGAAUUUUGUUACUCGAUAUGAUAGCUUUACACACUUUAUGAAGAAGUUUCUCUCGGUUGAUCUACUGAAUCUUCCAAGUGCUCCUCCUAGCGUUGAGAGAUCAUCAUACUCUUGCUUCUCUAACUUUCCCACCAACAUGAAUAACAGAGGAACAGAAGUUAUUUUCUGCUUAGUUCCAGAUGGCGUAAUAUUGCCCUACUAAUCCAUGGUUACCACUCUUAAACACAAUUGAAUUCAAGGUUGGAGAGUAGGUACCCUUAAACUGAAGGGAUUCCAUUGUUAAGGAAAUAUUUAUAUAUGGUAGGCUAUAUGGUUCACAUAAGCCAACAGAUCUAACACUUGGCCUAUCUAAUAAUUUCCACGCAUAUCCAUCGUUAGAUGUUGGAAAAGAUCAAAUCGUUGGUUCAUGAUAUUUCUGCAUCGUCUGUGGAGGUCUGGAGGACAUGGUUUAAGCAUGAAGAAUUGGUUCGUACCUUACUGUACUUCCAAGGUUCCUAUAUCUCUGCAGUCUCUGGUUGGGGACAGUUUACAUUUAUCCACCUAUUUUCUUGCAUUUGCUUUCCAAUAUACCUUGGAGAUCAGCAAGUAAGCUGGUUCCCUAACCAAGAAAGCAAACAAAUUAGAGGACCUGUAAAUCCUAGAACGAGGGAUAGGCACAUUGGCACAUGUAGUGGUGGGUAACGGGUGACAUCAAUGGAGGUGUGAGAUAGGGUAUCAUACAGAAAGAAAAGGGGACAUUUCGGAAGGGCAAAGAAAGAGACACAACGAGCCAUUAGCCUGCGAUAUACCCAGCCUCUCCCCUUGAUUGUUUCACAAAUUUUUUCGUUCUUUUUUCAACUAAAUAAAUAAAGGCAAAAAGAAUUAUACUUGUUUGAUAAAAAGAAUUAUGUGAAAGGAUUAUUUAAGAACAGUGAAAUGUGAAAGGAUGAUCCGCAUACUGGCGUUGUGAGAAUCUUUUCACACAUUUGACUAUUCAGAGUAAUUGACCAAAAUAGCCCUCCAAUGUUUAUCCUUACUUCCUCUCGAAAAGGGGGGGUACCCAAGACGUACUGAAGUUGAAUUACUGCGGGGUAGAGAGAGAGAGAGAGAGAGAGAGAGAGAUAGAGAGAGAGGGGAAUGGAUGUUCUUCAAAAACCUGGAGUUGGAAGAUGGUGGCGGCGGUGGUGGAGAUGUCAGGGAAUUAUAACAACGUCGUCAACAACAGCAGCUCUGUCUGUGUCCCUCCGACUCCUUCCUUCAUCAAUCCGACUCCUUCCUUCAUCAAUCUCUCCUCUUCGCCUUACGCAUCGCAUGUUUUCCUUCUCAUCCAGCUCUCCGCCAAACCCUUCACUAACUCCAGACCACACUCAGACUCCUCAUAAUCAUCAACAAGAACAAGAAGAAGAAGAAGAAGAAGAAAAAGAACCCUCCAAAGCGGGCCCUUUGAAAUCUGGCUUAUAUCUUGUAGCAACCCCGAUUGGAAAUCUUGAAGAUAUCACCUUACGUGCUCUGCGUGUCUUAAGAUCAGCAGAUGUGAUACUUUCAGAAGACACCAGACAUUCAGGGAAGUUGCUCCAGUACUACAAUAUUAAAACUCCCCUUCUGAGUUAUCACAAAUUCAAUGAAUCUCAACGAGAAAAUACCAUAUUGAGGAAGCUGCAACAGGGCAAUAUAGUGGCACUAAUCAGUGAUGCAGGGACACCUGGCAUCAGUGACCCUGGCACCGAACUGGCGAAGUUAUGUGUGAAUGAAAAAAUACCUGUUAUUCCUAUCCCUGGGCCUUCUGCUUUUGUAACCGCACUUUCUGCAUCGGGUUUGGCCACUGAUGAGUUCACAUUUGUUGGUUUUCUUCCUAAACAUGCUGGCUCAAGGAGGGAGAGGCUGCUGGUCUCUUCCAAAGAAACUGUGACGCAGAUAUUCUUUGUUCCUCCACACAAGCUUCAUCAGUUUCUGGAAGAAACUUCUUCACUUUUCAGUGACUCAAGGCAGUGUGUCAUAGCUCGGGAGAUGACUAAACUUCAUGAAGAGUUUUGGAGGGGCACUUUGGGGGAAGCAAAAGAGGUGUUUUUGACUCACCAACCAAAGGGAGAGAUAACAGUCUUGAUAGAAGGAAAGGCUAAUUCUAUUGCUGAAACUCCAUCAGAAGCUCAACUUGAGCAGGAACUGAGAAAUUUAAUCUCCAGUGGCCACAGUCUUUCAAUGGCAGUGAAAUUGGUGUCUGAAGGAACAUCAGUUAAAAGGAAAACAAUAUAUUCCCUUGCACUAAGGAAAUUCGGAAAGCAAGUAGAAGCUGAAGAUGAUUGCAGUUAGGCAUAAUUGACUUGUUUAUAUCACAAGCCAUGGCAAGAGGAUUCAUUCACUGAUUUGAGGCAAAUGUGCAAGGGAUUUCUAUGUAAGAAUCACUGGGUGUUUUUUCUGUUUUAUUGAACAGGAAAUGUAUUGACUAACUUACUGAGUCGUGUUCCUGAAAUUCCUUUGCACCUCAUCACGAGGCUCUUGAAGUCAUCGAACCCAUUGGGAGAUGAGCUCUCUCUCUCUUAGUGACAAACUCCUUGGUCAAAAAGUUCACUUUUACAGUUCA